CAGAUCCACGCUGGAAAGGAUGGGGUGUGGGCAAAUGACCUUGCAGGUCCCUGGGCUUAGCCCCAAAUCGCGGUGAGGGCUCAGGUGAGCCCCAGCCCCGUUCCUUGCUCUCUCCCCAGGCUUCGGGGGGCCAUCGCGGGCCCCGCGUCACCCUCCGGCCUGCGCAGAAUGACCGUCCACGCCGCGGCCCCGCUGUGGGGCCCCCCGGGGCUGCUCCUGAUGGUCGCCCUGCACCCCGCGCUCUGCCUGCGCCCGGCCAGGGACUACUGCGUCCUGGGCGCGGGGCCCGCGGGCCUGCAGAUGGGCUACUUCCUGCAGCGCGCGGGCAGGGACUACGUGGUCUUCGACCGCGCCCCGGGGCCCGGCAGCUUCUUCACGCGCUACCCCCGGCACCGCAAGCUCAUCAGCAUCAACAAGCUGUACACCGGCAAGGCCAACGCCGAGUUCAACCUGCGCCACGACUGGAACUCUCUGCUCAGCCACGACCCCGGGCUGCUCUUCAGGCACUACUCCAGGGCCUACUUCCCCGACGCCCGCGACAUGGUGCGCUACCUGGGCGACUUCGCAGACAGGCUGGGGCUGCGCGUGCUGUACAACACCACCAUUGCCCACGUCACUCUGGACAAGGACCCGCAGGCCUGGAAUGGCCAUUACUUCAUCCUGACCGAUCAGAAGGGCCAGGUGUACCGGUGCAGCGUCCUUCUUGUCGCCACCGGACUGUCAGUCCCCAACCAGGUUGACUUCCCCGGCUCCGAGUACACGGAGGGGUACGAGUCGGUGUCCGUGGACCCCAGGGACUUUGCCGGCCAGAACGUGCUGAUCCUGGGCCGAGGGAACUCGGCCUUCGAGACGGCCGAGAACAUUCUGGGCGUCACCAACUUCAUCCACAUGCUGAGCCGCUCCCGUGUCCGGCUCUCCUGGGCCACACACUACGUGGGAGACCUCAGGGCCAUCAACAACGGCCUGCUGGACACCUACCAGCUGAAGUCCCUGGACGGGCUGCUGGAGUCUGACAUGAUGGAUCUGGCCCUCGUGAAGGACCGAGAGGGCAAGCUCCACAUCACCCUCAAGUUCUUCCUGGAGGAGGCCAACCAGAGUGCCGACGCCGUCACCCUCCCGCAGGACGACAGCGACAACUUUGCCAUGCGUGUGGCCUACGACCGCGUCAUCCGCUGCCUGGGCUGGAACUUCGACUUCUCCAUCUUCAACAAGUCCCUCAGACUGUCUUCAGGGGGCGAGUUCAGCAAGAAGUACCCACUGGUCAGAGCUAACUAUGAGUCCAAAGGAAGCCGGGGCCUCUUUGUCCUGGGGACCGCCAGCCACUCCGUGGAUUAUCGGAAAUCUGCUGGGGGCUUCAUCCACGGAUUCCGAUACACAGUGCGUGCUGUUCACCGGCUGCUGGAGCAUCGCCACCACGGCGUGGCCUGGCCCUCCACCAGGCACCCCAUCAUGCAGCUGACCAGCGCCAUCAUCCGGCGCGUGAACGAGGCUUCUGGGCUCUACCAGAUGUUCAGCGUGCUGGCCGACAUCGUCCUGUUGAAGGAGAACGCCACUGCAUUCGAGUACCUGGAGGAGUUCCCCGUGCAGAUGCUGGCCCAGCUGGAGACAGUCACGGGGCGGCAGGCCCGCCACGGGCUUUUUGUCAUCACCAUGGAGUACGGCAGAAACUUCUCUGGGCCUGACAAGGACGUCUUUUUUUAUGACCGGUCUGUGGGACACAUGAAGGACGCCUGGCAGUCCAACUUCCUCCACCCGGUCAUCUACUACUACCGGCACCUCCCCACCGAGCAGGAGGUGAGGUUCCGCCCCGCGCACUGGCCACUGCCCCGGCCCACGGCCAUCCACCACAUCGUGGAGGAUUUCCUCACAGACUGGACCGCCCCGGUGGGGCACAUCCUGCCUCUGAGGCGCUUCCUGGAGAAUUGUUUGGACACUGAUCUGCGAAGCUUCUACGCAGAGUCCUGCUUCCACUUCGCCCUGACACACCAGAAACUGCCGCCCUUUUGCCAGCAGGGCUACCUGAGCAGACAGGGGCUGGUGGGAACCGAGCGGCUCCGGCAGCUGGGAGAGGAGAGUGGGCUCCUGCGGGCUUCCACCGCUGCGGGCCGGCGCCCCGGGGACAGCAGACAGCAGCCUGGCCACCCUGAGCCAGUCGAUCAGCCCCCGACUCCAGUGCCUCUGGCCCAGCUCCAGGACAGCAACAAGGAGGAGCUGUGACGGGCAGGCUUCGCCCCACAGCCCCCCACCCACAGUGACGUGAUUGCCAAAGACACAGGGACCACCGCAGUGCACGGAGCCCCAUGGAGGGCACACGGGGCCCGAGGUGGUGCGGCUGCCCGGCCUCCCUCCCCUCCUGGUCAGUGCGGGUGCCCAGAGGCGGGGUCUGGAGAGGAGCACCCUCCGCCAGGUGGGAACACCCUCCACACCAGGCUUGUCUGCAAGUGAGCGGAGGGCGGCCUGGGCUCCGGGUCCUCAGGGCCCCGAGGCUCCUCCUUCCGUCUGCUCUUCCGAUGAAGCCGGUGUAGCCCUCCGGGACGUCUCACUGGGAAGCCCAGUCUCACCUCCAUGAGGGGCCGGCGUACACCUUCAAAUAAUCAGGCUCCAAGUGGCCUCAGCCGUGUGAGGCAGGUGGGACGGUGGCCCCUGGUGAAGACACCCCCUUAGAGAGGUAGGGUGACCCCAGGGUCUCCAACCACCAGUCUCUGCAGGUAGCCCUAAAGCCUGCUGUCAGUAACCCACCACCCGGCCCGCCCUCCCCCGCCUGUUUCCAGAAUGCAGGGGUCAGCCUGGCUUAUCACCCAGGGUCUCAGAGCAGCACAGUUCCCAGCCGCCCUCUGCAAGCCCACGCCCCCGAAUCUUCCCCGUUUUCUCUUCCUUCAUCCUCCCAACACCCUGCUUCGGCUGCGGGGUCAAGGUUUGCAGAAGGUCUCCAUGCAGUCUCCAGCUGGGCUUUCAGGGGUGCCCCCCCCACCCCCCGGCUAUGUUGCAGAGCAGCUCAGCUCUGGGGCAUCUGGGAGGUCAGUGCACAUGAUGCGUGAGAACCACGGUGAGUUCAGCAUCCAGUCCCCGCCGCGGUCUGGCUCACCUUCCCCCUCCCCGCAGGCAUUAAGCUGUGGGGAAACUCAGCUGUAGGAAUUAAUCAUCUGAUUUUUCAAAGCCCAGGAUCAAAGGUGAGUGCUGUCUCACUGGCUCUUGCUGGUCUUUCUUUUGUCCACUCAGCACUCGCAGCACCCAGGGGCUUCUGGAUCCAUAGCCCUUUCCGGAAGCAUCCUCUCCCUCUCUCAGUGAGGCCCACAGUCCCUCCUCCCAAGCCCAUGGUCUGCGGAGCCGGCUCCCUCUGGUCCCUCACAGUCGCCGCAUGCCAGCCCAGCAGCCCGCACCUGUCGGGGAGGGUCUGUCGCGUGACCACGUCGUUUGUUCAGGUUGAAACUUCUACACGGACGUUCUCUCCUGGGUCCUGGUGCUGGAUUCUCACAGGUUACAGGUCAUUCUAAAUUGAGAAUUUGGAAAAUUCCACCUGCACCUAAACCCUUUUAGAAAAUGAAUCUUUCAACUGAGAUUGCACUCAUGACAUCAUUUUACACACUUGUUGCCUGCCCAGCUACCAAAGGCUAGGCUAGCUGAGCCUCUUGCUCCAGUGGAAGUUCGAGGUGCCGUAACAGGUCCUUUACUGGCCUGAAAUGUGCCAUCCGCCACAUCGUUAAUUCAGAGGAUCAGCCGGCGGCACUGAAGGCAAGCGUCUGUUCCCACUCAGCGGUGAGAGACAGCUGCCCAGGUGGUCUUCUCUAAACUAGGAGUUGGCAUCAAAUAGGGAGCUGCUUUUUUUCCUGUGAAGUUCUUCGCUGCCUUUGCAGGAGAGCCGACUUAGAUACUACCCACCCCACCUCCCCCACCACCAUAUCCCCUCCACCCACCCUCGCUCAAACCCUGGCCCCUGCCCCAGCUUCAGGCUGGCCACCUUGGGCAAGUCUGCUGGUUGUGGGAGUUCACAUUUUCUACUUUAUUGCCUUGUUCCUUUUUUUUUUUGCUCAAAUCUGGACAGCCCUUGAGCACAUCUUUUCUAACUGGACCAAGUUCCCCUUCCAGCUGAGGCCUGACUUCAUUAAAUCCUUUUUUAAAAUAUUAUAAAGUUGCUGGUGCAAGAUAGGCAAAUAGGCAAGAUAGGCAAAUCAGUGAAAUUGCAGGCCAGAACUGAACCCUGUUCUAAGUGAGGAGGGGAUUUGAAAAAAAAUCACAAACCAGAACAGGUUGUGCAGGGCCAUGCAGUUAAUGUUGGACCAACUGGUUAGUAAUUUAGAAAUGAAAAUGAAUCCCUUAGGCCCCUAGUUCACACUACAAAUCAACUCCAGAUGAGUUUUUUUAAGCCAUCUAGAAACUGAAGAUGAAGGGAGGAACUGCAAUAAAAGGAAAAACUUUCCCCAAGUUCGGAAGCAGCAGUAAUUUUCCAGAUGAAGGUUUAACAUCUGUAAAUACACCCACCUAACCCCUCCUUAAGGUGACAAAUGGUGGCAAUUUUGAAGAAAAUGAUAAAAAUUAAAAGGCAGCGUAGCAUGGAUGAAAAUAAUGAAUCAGAAUGCAACACACAAAAAUAAGUGAACAAAUGUGUUUGCAUCCUGAAGAGCUGAUUGAAGUAGAGAAAGGAAUAGUUGAGGAAACUGUGGCUCAUUCAUCCAGCGGAAUCCUGCACCGCUCCUAACAACUAAAAAGUGUGAAAGACCAUGGACCAGAAAUGCACGUGUGAUGAAGUGAAAAGCAGGAUAUGAAAUUGUGGUUGCAACCACUUGUCGCUGUGUCACUGAAACGAUAGGAAGGAAAUAAUGUCCUCAGUGGUUGGAUUCCGUUUGUGGAAGUGAUUUUUUUUUUUUCACUUUUUGUCCAAAUUUGUGAUUAUGCUCAAUAGUGAAAUA
Talpa occidentalis (Iberian mole) is the source of this 4907-nucleotide messenger RNA. RefSeq names its product FAD dependent oxidoreductase domain containing 2 (gene FOXRED2). NCBI's taxonomy places the organism in Eukaryota, Metazoa, Chordata, Mammalia, Eulipotyphla, Talpidae. Gene Ontology annotation, molecular function: monooxygenase activity; flavin adenine dinucleotide binding. Bases 169 to 2217 code for a protein of 682 amino acids. The transcript is spliced from 8 exons. The record is from RefSeq and is a predicted model, not a curated record.